Molecule: messenger RNA, 345 nt
Organism: Spodoptera litura
Lineage: Eukaryota; Metazoa; Arthropoda; Insecta; Lepidoptera; Noctuidae
Product: activity-regulated cytoskeleton associated protein 2-like
Source: RefSeq, a predicted model, not a curated record
AUGCGCCGCGCGCAGGAAACUUCCUUCGCGAAAUGCACGGCGCGAUUUAACGGAUCAUCGAGGAACGCGGAUGAUCUUGAAGCAUUUAUCGAGGCCACCGAAGUCUACCGCGACUGCACCAACGUCAGCGACGAGCACGCGCUGCGCGGCCUGCCGAUGCUGCUGGUGGUAGAGGCCGCCGUCAGGCGACAAGGAGUGAAGUCGUCGAUUACGUCGUGGACCGACGCCCUACAACGACUUCGAGGGAUGUUUGGAGUGCCGCGACCCGGUUAUAAAAUACUCCGAGACAUUUUCGCUACCGAACAAAAUAGUGAAAGGGCCGACGACGUACCUAUUUAUUUGUAA